GAGCUAAACCCGGAAGCGGAAAAGUGGCCAACAGAAGGAAACAAGUAAACUUUGAGGCUUGCCACCAAAGAAAAGCAACAGAGUUAAGAUGAUUUAAAUGAGCUCAAUUUGGAUUGUUUUGAGGAUAGCGUUUCACAAUGUGCUAAAGACCAAGAGGCUUUCAACCGGCUAUUAUAAUACGGGCACGCACGUCAUUUGUUUACAUGGCAAAACUACUAGCGAGCUAACACUAGCCUAGCCACUCGGCUGGGGUAAAUUUAAAUCACGAGUUGACAAUUAACAUGUCUUCGUAACGAAAACAACGACUUUUACUCACCUGGGUACAAGGAAGCUUUUGGUAACUUGUCUUUAUGUCACAAUGCCUUGUUCUUGCGGGAAUUGGAGAAGAUGGAUUCGUCCCCUGGUGGUUUUGUUGUAUAUUUUAUUGCUUCUUGUGGUCCUGCCGCUGUGCGUUUGGGAACUUCAGAAGUCGGAGGUUGGCACUCAUAACAAGGCGUGGUUCAUAGCCGGGAUAUUUGUCUUCAUGACUAUCCCCAUAUCAUUAUGGGGCAUUCUGCAGCAUCUGGUUCAUUACACUCAACCUGAGCUUCAAAAACCUAUCAUCAGAAUACUGUGGAUGGUGCCAAUCUACAGCUUGGACAGUUGGAUUGCCCUGAAAUAUCCCCACAUCGCUAUUUAUGUGGACACGUGUCGCGAGUGCUAUGAGGCCUACGUGAUCUACAACUUCAUGACCUUCCUGCUCAACUACCUGGAGAAUCAGUACCCCAGCUUGGUCAUGAUGCUGGAGGUCCAAGAGCAGCAGAAGCAUCUCCCGCCUCUCUGCUGCUGCCCACCCUGGCCCAUGGGAGAAGUUUUGCUAUUAAGAUGCAAGCUGGGAGUUUUGCAGUACACGGUGGUUCGACCUGUCACGACAGUUAUUGCACUCAUCUGUCAACUAUGCAAAGUGUACGACGAAGGCAACUUCAGCUCCACUAACGCUUGGACCUACCUGGUUAUUGUCAACAACAUGUCACAGCUGUUUGCCAUGUACUGCCUGGUGCUGUUCUACAGGGCCCUACGAGAGGAGCUGCGUCCCAUCAAGCCGGUGGGCAAGUUCCUGUGUGUUAAAAUGGUGGUGUUCGUCUCCUUUUGGCAAGCUGUGCUCAUCGCCUUACUGGUGAAGGUGGGCAUCAUCUCAGAGAAACGCACGUGGGACUGGCAAACCGUGGAGGCCGUAGCCACCGGGCUACAGGACUUUGUGAUCUGUGUGGAGAUGUUCCUGGCGGCCAUAGCUCAUCACGUAAGCUUCACGUACAAGCCUUACAUCCAGGAGGCCGAGGAGGGCUCCUGCUUUGACUCCUUCAUGGCCAUGUGGGACGUCUCCGACGUCAGGGCCGACAUCUCGGAACAAGUCCGCAACGUCGGCCGGACAGUAAUGGGUCGCCCCCGGAAGCCGUACUUCGGCGAGGCGCAGAGCUCCGGCGAGCGCUCUGGCCUCCUCUCGACCUCGGCUUCCCAGGACGCCAUCGGCGAGGUGGCAUCUGAUCCGCCGUCGCCCGGGGGGCAUUACCAGGGCAUGGGGCAGACACCCCACUCUGCGUCGGCUCCCGCCGGCCUCGGACAAGAAGUCAGAAGUGACGCGAGCGAUGAUGACGCGAGUGAUGAUGACGCGGGCGGUGACGGCGGAGCCAAAGAGCCAGCCCAAGCGGAUCUGAUCGUCAUCACUUAGAAGAGUCAUCGCUAAUGAAUGGGCGGGACCCAAUUACAUUGCUAACUGUGGCAAUCAAUAACAUGACAGCUCUAAGAAUGUUCUGUGAGGAAAUGACACUUAACUUCAUCUUAUGUUGGAUCGCAGUGGACUUGCAUCUCAUGAAGAGACUUUCUAGUCACAUUCUCAAGCAAUAGCGCCUUAGCCGGUUAGCCUCAUUUGCAGGGAUACGCACACAUAUAGUGUCAAAUUACUGGUUGUUAUGUUUGAAACGUCAUGUAAGAAUGUUGAAGGGCCAACCUGAGAAGGCACACUAAUAAUGACACUACAAAAAUGAAGGCGGAAUGUUAUGAGAAAUCUUUUUUUUUUUUCUUUCUUUCAAAUAUAUUUUCUUGGAGUAGGCAAGGCAAAAAUAAUGAGAAAAUAAGACUUGACAAUGAACUAUGAUAAUUAAAAAAUCAUUUUAAAAAAUAGGGCUGUUCAUAUAUGAUACCAGUUUCAGGUUUUUUUUCUCUUUAAGAAUAUAUUUUAAAAUUACAUUUACUGAAAAAAGCAACUUUGUUGCAAACCAAGUUUUUUUUUUUUAAAUUAAAAACUACAAUCCUGGGGGGUGAAAGACAAAUAUUUUGACAAAAAAGUUCUCAUAAGAUUCUAACUGCUUGAAAAAAUACAUGUAUGUCUAAAACAUUCUUGCCUUUUUGAGUGUGGCCAUUAAUUCUAAUGCCUUCCACAGCUUUCUUUUUUUUCUCUCAAUAAAACCAACAAUAAAGCA
Syngnathus acus (greater pipefish) is the source of this 2459-nucleotide messenger RNA. It is a transcript of the gene tmem184c, whose product is annotated as transmembrane protein 184C. The transcript has 10 exons. The coding region runs from base 359 to 1708 and encodes 449 amino acids. Gene Ontology annotation, biological process: transport. NCBI's taxonomy places the organism in Eukaryota, Metazoa, Chordata, Actinopteri, Syngnathiformes, Syngnathidae. Gene Ontology annotation, molecular function: transporter activity. The record is from RefSeq and is a predicted model, not a curated record.